Fusarium sp. VM40 is the source of this 1821-nucleotide messenger RNA. Lineage: Eukaryota; Fungi; Ascomycota; Sordariomycetes; Hypocreales; Nectriaceae. The record is from the annotation of a GenBank genome assembly.
AUGUCAGGACCAUCUCCUCGACAGUCGGUUGAAUCUCCUGGGGCUGGAUCUCCUGCUGCUGCACUUGCACCUACUGGAAUCAAGAAUCGUGCUAUCUCGGUCGCACCAGGACCUGUCUCACCAGCCACAACCGGUCCCCACAGCCACAGAACGCCACUCUCCAUCAAGCCGAGUGGGCAGCCACCUCCACCCACACAACCUCAGCAGCGAACUGCUCUUCCCUCCAUCAACAAGAUGUCCAUGUCGUCCGUAAUCAGCCCCAGUCCGGCUCCCCCGGAGCCUCCUAAGGUGUCCAUGACUUCUAAAGAAUGGGUGAUUCCUCCAAGGCCCAAGCCUGGCAGGAAGCCUGCUACCGAUACACCACCCACUAAGCGCAAGGCUCAAAACCGCGCAGCUCAAAGGGCUUUCAGAGAGAGGAGGGCUGCUCGGGUUGGAGAACUCGAGGAACAACUUGAUCAGCAACGUGAGGUUCAAGAAAAACAUGAGUCAGAACUCAAGGACAAGAUCCACGAACUUGAACUUGAUGUCCAGUCCUUCCGGUCUCGAUGCUUGCUACUUGAAAACAUGCUUGACCGCGAGAGACAGGAUCGUAUCCGGGUUGAAACAGAAGCUGAGACUCUUAAACGUCGACUUGAUGAAGGAGUAUUUAACUCGAACUUCCAAUCCCGAAGCAUGAGUUCUCAGCACCCUUUUGAGGGACUUCACAGUCCUACCAGCCAACCACCAAGACACAGUCUUCCCGACGGAAGACCCGAUCGUCAAUCAGGCCACUCCUUUUCCAUCUCACAGAUCAUUUCCCCUCCAGAGACACUCGACAUAAACCCGCAUGAUACCGAGACUACCAUUACCUGUGGCAACUGUUCUCCCAAUGGACCUUGUGCCUGUGCUGAAGAGGUGAUGAAUUCCGCCGUCAACGGCUGUGGCAAGUGCACUCUCACCUCGAACUGUCAAUGUCUUGACGAUGCAGCUGAGGCUUUGAAUCAAUCUCAGGCCCUCAAGCGUCCCGUCUCACCGUCAGCAGAUGUAUCUUAUGAGAAGAGGCAUCGCUCUAGUUCUGGCCAAGAUGCUGUGGAGACUGACUAUACAGCUAUGUUCUCCCGCAAGGCUACACAGGAAGCUUUCUCUACUCCUUCUCAACUACCCUCCAUGGAUUCCAUGCCAUUCAGAGAUGGAUGCGGCUUCUGUAGCGAGGGUACAUACUGUGCCUGCGCCGAUGCUGCGCUGGCAACUCCUGCUAUGACUCCCAACGAUACCCUUCCUCCCAUCUCUCAACAGGUCCAGACCCCUCCUCCUGAAGAAAAUGAUCUCCCUAUGCUUGCUAUGGAGAUGACCGCCGAUGGAGCCGUGAAGCUCCCCCGCCGUACACAGAAUAAACCCGCAGAGCGUCGAGGUUGUGGCCCUAACGGACCUGGCUCUUGCGCUCAAUGUCAAGCCGAUCCUAAGUCUGGACUCUUUUGUCGUCUUAUGGCCGCCAACUUUAACCGCAAAGACGGUAGUUCUGGUUGCUGUGGUGGCAAGGGUGCUGGUGGCGGCUGCUGCAAGUCCCAGCCCAAACAGCCUCAGCAACCGGAGAAGAUCAACCUCCCAAGCCUGCCCAGUCUAGGCUUGAGCUGUGCCGAGGCAUACCAAACACUAUCCAGCCAUCGCAACUUUUCCAAGGCUGCGGAUGAUAUUGGCUCUUGGCUACCCAAACUCAAGGCAACUCCGAGACCUGGUACUCGACCAGCACCCCCUGGUGCAAUGAUGCCUAUCGAGGUUGAAGCAGCGAGUAUAAUGAGUGUCUUGAAGGAUUUUGAUGUUCGGUUUGGAAGAGGAAUUUAA